GCAACCGACAUCGACAGGGUAAAUCAUGACGUCUUCGGAACGUAUACAUAACUAUGCGCGUACGUAACCCAACCGGCCAGUACUUAUCUCGGAGCUGAAGAUAUCGAUCGCCGUUGGAUUCCGCGACACUCAAUGUCUCUCGAUAUGAUAUGCACUUUCCAUCUCGUCCCUACAGAGGUUGAUUGAACAACACUCGGUACCACAAUAUCGGCUCAGUGAUCUGCGCGGAAUACCUACCCCGCACCAAUAAGCUUCGCACAUUUAGCUCCACCCCCGCGCUCCCUGGCAAAUGAGCAGCGCACCCGGCCACGGCGUGAUAUGUGCACGUCUUUUACUUCCUGCGCGCCUGGUCUUGCCGUCGCUCUCGUUUCAGUACCCUCUCAAACUUAUCUCGUCCUCAGUGCCGUCCUCAAAAUGCCUUACCGUCUUCAUCCUUAGCUACGGUGGAGGCCUCGUCUCGAACGACAAGAUCGACCUUAGGAUUACCGUUGAAGAAGCCGCGAAGCUGUGUUUAUUGACUCAAGGCCACACCAAAGUUUUCAAGCAGAAAGACCCCUCCGAUCGCACAACCCAAACGCUUACCUGCACGCUCGAGCCCCGUUCCUCGCUCCUCCUCCUACCCGACCCGAUCCAACCCUUCGCCGCCUCAAACUACAAGCAACACCAACUCUUCCACCUUCCGGCCGACGACACCGCCUCGCUCAUCGUCCUCGACUGGGUAACCGAAGGCCGAUCCGCGCGCGGCGAGCACUGGAACCUAUCCUCGUUUAUCUCCCGGAACGAGUUCUUUUCUCCACCGAAGGGGGAGGGGCUUGCGCCGCGUCUGCUCCUGCGCGACUCGAUGGUCCUCACCGGCGACGGCGAAGCCGGCAGGCUCCUCGAGCGCAUGGAGUCGCAAACCGUCUUUGCGACGGUCAUGAUUCACGGACCUCUCUUCGUAAAGCUCGAGGAAGCGGUUCUAGAGAAGUUCAGGGAUGAGCCCCGGAUCGGCGGGAGGAACUUCGAUAAUCGAGGCGACUUCAAGAAAGACGACGAGCGCAAGGGCGGCGUUGUAUGGACGGCGGCCCGCGUGAGGGGGUUUGUGCUGGUUAAGGUUACUGGGAGGGAAUUGGAGGAGGUUAAGGUUUUCAUUAGAGGAUUGUUGCUACUCGGUGGUGGCACGGACGGAGACGGAGAGGUGGUGAGGAAGUUUGGCGAGGGCGCGUUGUUGUGCUUACAGUGAGUUUGGGUAACUUGGACGUAAAUCUUGGAUAAGGAUAAGCAAUGAGAUUAGGUGUGUGCGCACCGCCACACCUGCCACAUAUUGACGCC
Messenger RNA from Tricharina praecox, 1311 nucleotides. Its product is annotated as UreD urease accessory protein-domain-containing protein. The coding region runs from base 290 to 1222 and encodes 310 amino acids. The record is from RefSeq and is a predicted model, not a curated record. The transcript has 2 exons. Gene Ontology annotation, molecular function: nickel cation binding. Lineage: Eukaryota; Fungi; Ascomycota; Pezizomycetes; Pezizales; Pyronemataceae.